Microstroma glucosiphilum is the source of this 2925-nucleotide messenger RNA. RefSeq names its product aconitate hydratase. Gene Ontology annotation, molecular function: aconitate hydratase activity; 4 iron, 4 sulfur cluster binding. The record is from RefSeq and is a predicted model, not a curated record. The transcript has 5 exons. Gene Ontology annotation, biological process: tricarboxylic acid cycle. The coding region runs from base 40 to 2484 and encodes 814 amino acids. Gene Ontology annotation, cellular component: cytosol; mitochondrion. Lineage: Eukaryota; Fungi; Basidiomycota; Exobasidiomycetes; Microstromatales; Microstromataceae.
CACCACCACCACUUCUUCCCUCCUCCAUCGCUCACCACGAUGAUCUCCUCUUCGCUCCGUGCCCUCCGCUCGGGCGCAGCAUCCCGCCUCACAGCGCCCCGUGCUUCCACUUCGUCCCUCGUGGCACCCGCCAGCAGGACCUAUGCUACUGUUGCAGAGGAUGUCCCCGCUCCACCAAAGUCCCUCUUUGAGCAAAAGGUAGACAUGUCCGUGGUGGAAAAGGGCAAGGGAUACUACAUCAACUACAAGAAGAUGGCAGACAACCUCGAGAUUGUUCGCAGCCGUCUCAACCGCCCCCUCACCCUCUCAGAGAAGAUCGUCUACGGACAUCUGGACGACCCUCAUGGACAGGACAUCUCGCGCGGUAACUCUUACCUUAAGCUGCGACCUGACCGAGUUGCUUGCCAAGAUGCCACUGCCCAGAUGGCUCUGCUGCAGUUCAUGUCUGCUGGUCUCCCCGAGGUUGCCGUCCCCACCACUGUGCACUGUGACCACUUGAUCGAGGCCCAGAUCGGAGGUGCCAAGGACUUGGCCCGCGCCAAGGAGAUCAACAAGGAGGUCUACGACUUCCUCGCCACCUGCACUGCCAAGUACGGCAUUGGAUUCUGGCAACCCGGAUCUGGUAUCAUUCACCAGAUCCUCCUCGAGAACUACGCCUUCCCCGGUGGAAUGAUGAUUGGUACCGACUCGCACACUCCCAACGCUGGUGGUCUGGGAAUGAUUGCUUGCGGUGUUGGAGGUGCUGAUGCCGUCGAUGUCAUGGCUGACAUCCCUUGGGAGCUUAAGUGCCCCAAGGUGGUUGGUGUUGAGCUCAAGGGAAAGCUCAGCGGAUGGACUGCCCCCAAGGACAUUAUCCUGAAGGUCGCUGGUGAGCUGACCGUCAAGGGUGGAACAGGUGCCAUCAUCGAGUACAAGGGUCCCGGUGUCGAGUCGCUCUCUGCCACUGGUAUGGGUACCAUUUGCAACAUGGGUGCCGAGAUUGGUGCCACCACUUCCGUCUUCCCCUUCAACGACAAGAUGGCUGCCUACCUCGAGGCUACCAAGCGUGGCGACAUUGCCAAGCUCGCCAAGGGCUUCCAGUCCUACCUCCUCCCCGACCAGGGCGCCGAGUACGACAGGCACAUCGAGAUCAACCUGAGCGACCUCGAGCCCCACAUCAACGGUCCCUUCACCCCCGAUCUUGCCACUCCCCUCUCGAAGUUUGCCGAGGCCGUCAAGAAGAACGACUGGCCCGCAGAGCUCAAGGUCGGACUGAUCGGAUCUUGCACCAACUCUUCGUACGAGGACAUGUCGCGAUCUGCCUCCAUUGCCGACGAGGCCCUCAAGCACGGUCUCAAGGUCAAGUCGAAGUUCACCAUUACCCCCGGAUCCGAGCAGAUUCGAGCUACCAUUGAGCGAGACGGCCAGAUGGAGACUCUGUCCGAGGCUGGUGGUGUGGUCCUUGCCAAUGCCUGCGGUCCCUGCAUCGGUCAGUGGGACCGAACCGAUGUCAAGAAGGGCGAGAAGAACUCCAUCAUCACUUCUUACAACCGAAACUUCACUGGCCGAAACGACGCCAACCCCGCCACCCACGCCUUUGUCGCCUCGCCCGACUUGGUCACUGCCAUGGUCUUUGCCGGAAGCCUGACCUUCAACCCCCUCACCGACUCGCUCAAGGGCGCAGACGGCAAGGAGUUCAAGUUCUCUGACCCCGCCGGAAUCGAGCUGCCCGCCAGCGGCUACGACCCCGGAGAGCAGACCUUCUCUGCUCCCCCCGACUCGAUGGACGAGCGAGCUGAGAUCAAGGUCGCCAUUGCUCCCGACUCGGACCGUCUGCAGUUCCUCGCUCCCUUCAAGGCCUGGGACGGCAAGAACCCCACCAACUGCCCCGUGCUGAUCAAGGCCGUCGGCAAGUGCACCACUGACCACAUCUCUGCCGGUGGACCUUGGCUCAAGUACCGUGGACACCUGGAGAACAUCUCCAACAACUGUCUCAUCGGUGCCAUCAACGCCGAGAAUGAGAAGGCCAAUGAGGUGUACAACCAGAUGACUGGCGAGUUUGGCGCUGUCCCCGCUACCGGUGCCCACUACCGUGACAACGGCAGGCCGUGGGUCGUCAUUGGUGACCACAACUACGGAGAGGGUUCUUCCCGAGAGCACGCUGCCCUCGAGCCUCGUUUCCUCGGUGCCACUGCCAUCAUCACUCGCUCGUUUGCUAGGAUUCACGAAACGAACUGUAAGAAGCAGGGUCUUCUUCCUCUGACUUUCAAGAACGAUGCCGACUAUGACAAGGUCCAGCCACGCUCGCAGGUUGACCUGGAGGGUGUGACAGAAUUCGCCCCUGGCUCAGAGGUGACCAUGGUGUGCAAGGACCUCGAAGGAAAGGAGUACGCCAGGAUCCCCCUGGUGCACAGCUUCAACGAGGGCCAGAUUGCAUGGCACCGUGCUGGAUCUGCUCUCAACCUGAUGGCCCAAAAGGCCAGGGAGAGGGCUGCCAAGGCCUAGACGAAAGAAGAAGAAGAAGAAGAAGAAGAUGGUGGUGGUGAUGAAAGCUAAAGGUGGCGUUGGCUCGGUAGCGUGGAAAGAGGAUCUUCCUUCUCGCACCUCCCUCUUCAUCAUCAUCAUCUCCUGCACUGCAACUUUUCGAAGCCGUCUUGUGUUUCCUUUCCCCGUCCUGUGUGCUUUGAUUCAUUCUUCUCGUUCAUUUCUCUUCAUUCGAAACACAUUCACGACCUUGCCUAAGCUACCGCUGUCAUUGCGACCCGAACACCUUAAUUCGAGUGAAGCACUACAGCAAAUCGCUUUGCAGCUGUAUGAAGUCUUCUCCGCAGAAUACUCUCGCCGAGAUAAAGACCAACGCUGGCAGCUCAUGUUGCCCAUCGCCGACUCGCAUCAGCAGAAGCUCACUCUUGUCGUUCCAGCGCAAGAUGCAAUGACACCCUUCCC